Molecule: messenger RNA, 8837 nt
Organism: Carassius auratus (goldfish)
Lineage: Eukaryota; Metazoa; Chordata; Actinopteri; Cypriniformes; Cyprinidae
Product: ciliogenesis and planar polarity effector 1-like
Biological process (GO): cilium assembly
Cellular component (GO): ciliary transition zone
Molecular function (GO): protein binding
Source: RefSeq, a predicted model, not a curated record
CUCCAUCAGUGCCGAGAAUGGAAGUGAAGUUGGAGGUUUUGUUGUCGUCCAGCAUCAAGCGCAGAAAGCCGUGGCCCAGAUUCUGCUGGCUGGGCAGGGAAAAGGAGGGUGUCUUUCUAUUAGAUGACAAUCGGAUCAGCGAAAUACAUUUGGUUUCGGGACGGACCAAAAAGAAGACCCCAAAGCUCCAGCCGCUGUUGCAGACGGUGGUGACCAUGUCAGCGUCUCCGGACGGCGUGUGGCUGGUGGGCCUUCUGAUCUCCGGAGAAUUGUUCCUGUGGAACAAAGACAAGGAUUCGGUGAAGACGGUCGCGGCUGUUCCUGAGGUUCAUCAGAUGCUCACUUCCAUCCGAGGUUCGGCGACUGCAAUGCGGCUUUCUCUGCUGGUUUCGGAGAAGGCACACAGAGUUUUCCUGGCCGCUGUCACCGGACCGGUGUUCCUCUGGGAAUGUUCUUCAGCUCAGGAUCUGAGCGGCCCGCGGGACACAACAGUCCCGGGACGCUGGAGUCAGAUAUCAGACCUCCCCAACAUUCAGCUGCCCUCCACCACAGACAAAGAGGCUUCGGUUCAGAGUGUGUUUGUGAAGAACCAGGCUGUAGGAGAUGUGUGUCUGAGUGCAUUCGUCUUCGUUGCUGAAGCGCAGCUCGUUGUCACCUUUCUGAAGAUCCAGUGGGACUCGACGUGGGACAACAAACUCAGUUCGGCAGGUUUCAGUGUCGGCUGCGUCUCUCAGUCGUUCCCGCUCGACCAGCUCCAGCCUCCGUGUAAACCGGUGAAGUCCAGAGGCGCUCUGAUCCCGGCCUUCUCUCCGGACGGUCGACUCCUCGCCCUCGUCCUCAACCAGAAAGACCCGCAGGCGACGCAGGUGCUCUUCAUCAGCACUCAGAACUUUGUGACCGUGUUCAGUCUGUUGGGAGGAUGUGGUGUUAAGACGCUCAGUAUACCAGCAAAAUAUAUGAGGUCGUACUGGGUCGCGUCUGUGAGCUGGACUCCUGAAGGACUUUAUCUGGCCUGUGUGCUGAAGAGAGGCUCUCUGCUGAUGCUGGCUCGUCUCGGGGGACUCGUCUCGCUCUCCACGACAGGAUGCAGCGUUGAGUUCGGUGCCGCCCACUUCCUGCCUCUUCACCCGCUGGUCACCUUCAGAGCUCCAGAGGCGUUGCAGACGCAGGACGUGUCCAGCUCCAGCGUGUCGCUCCGAGACCUGAUGAGACAGCGCUUCUCCGUCACGUGGCAUCCUCGCCAGCCGCUCCUCAUCGUGUCUGACGGCUACAUGGUGACUGUGCUGCGGAUGAGCGAGCGUCCGUCUGCUGCGGCGGUGAUGAGCGCCGCCCUGCUGGACGCUGCGCAGGGGCUGGAGCACACACAGAGGGUCCUGGGCUCGGCUCAGCCUCAGUUCAGGUCCUGGCUGGAGUCCAUGUCCUCUCUGACGUUCACAGGAAGUCUUCAGCCUCUUCAAGAGAAAGAAACGGCGCUGUCUUCUCUUCCUGUGUAUCUGCAGGAGACAGCAGACCUCACACAGUUCACUGAGAGAGCUCAGGAUGAUGAAGACCGUGAUUCUGAUGAAGGUCUGUACAUCUGUUCACGCACUGAAGACGGAGGCCAGCUGGAGUUUGCGUCUAUGUUUGACACUCUUCACGCUCCGUCGUCCUCGGGUCUUCAGGGCGAUCUGGACCGGGUUCACCGGAGCCUCACGAGAGCCUGGGCUCUGGGCGUUUCUCUGGGCGGCUCGGUCCAGCAGAGAGAGCGUCUCCUCAGGUUCACCGUCCUCUGUGUGGCUCGUCUCGUGAGACUCCUCCAGCUCAGGAAGAGCAGGGGCACGUGGGUCACUCUCGCCCUUCACACCCUCGGGACGCUGCUGUCGUUUCUCCCGUGGGACGCCGAGCGCACCGCAGGACGAAGCUGUCUGGGCAUCGCUGUAGAGCUCACUAGAUGCUUCGUGGACAUGUUUCUCCCGCUUUCCUCCUCCGAUUUAACACUGUCCUCUCAGAACUUCAGCGCAGCGCUCGUCGUCCUCCAGCGAGCGUCUCGGUGUGUGGAUCAGACCUACAGCCUCCCGCCGAGAGCAGUGCAUCAUGGGAAGGAAGGCCAGCUGACAUAUUCCUCGGACAUGUUUUCUGUCCCACUGUUGCAAGACGAUGCUGAUGCCGAGACAGGAACACAAACAGCACCUUCUCAUAGGUUGGUGGUGAUCUGGCGUGAGGUGUACAAAAGGGCUUUGGGGUUCCUGGAGGAACUACAUCACCGCAGAGGCGUAAAAAAUGAGCUGGAGAAGAUGUCAGUUAUCAUUCCUCUCCAGCGAGCUUUACAGUCCGCCGGAGACCGUCUCGAGGAGAAACACACACUGCGGAGUUUCAGCGGUGAGCAGCACUUUAUUUUAGGAGAAUAUACAGAGAGCGUUCAGGUUUGGAGGACUCAGCUGAGGGCAGAGAGACAGAGAGUGGGUCCGAUGACGUGUUUCCUGGAGACUCGCUGCGGUCUGGCUCUUCUCUACACGCUGCUCUUCCAGUAUCGACUGCGAGAGGCUCAGGGUCUGUGUGACCGUCUGGCUCGUCAGUUACACACACCGACAGGACGACAGGAAGAGGAAACGCAAGGAGAGCCUGAUGAGGGUCUGGUGGGGCGUGAAGCGGCCUGUGCUGUGGUUCAGUCUCUGGGCAGGUUUAUGGCGGCGUACUUCACCAACCGUCCGCUCUUCAUCCUCCCGCCACACAACGUCGACGUGCUGCCGCCUCUUCACUUACCACACGAUGCUAGUGGACGUGUGGUGGAGUUGUGUCAGACUGCUGUAUCGCAGGCGGUGCGCUCCGAGCAGCUCUCGGCUCUGUGGACGGUGGAUUACGCUCUGGAGCUGCUCCUGCUGGGAGGAUUGAUGCCCGAGGCCUCGUGGAUGGCCCUGCGGCUGGGAGACUGGAAGAUGGCAGCCGCUCUCGGCUUGGCCUACAGCAACUACUGCACGGGACACUUCCACAUCAGCAGCCUGCGCUGGAGAGAGCUGCACCUUCCCACCGAGCUGAAGCCUGCCGUGAUAUUCCAGGAUCAGCUGGAGAUGUUACUGGACCGAAUGACUGGCUCUGAAGCACAUGCUAACACAGGCGCAGUGUGUGUUGAGGACAUGGAUCUGGUUCAGGACUCUGUGCAGGAGAUCCUGAAGGCGUCUGUCAUGGCGGAGGUGGACGUCAUCUCUCAUCCUCUAACACGACUUCUGGACGCAGCCAAAGAGAGAGCGAUGUCACUUCCUGCUCUGGUUCCUCCUGCGUUCUACCUUCCUGCUCCUCCGCUGUACUGUCCACAGCCUUCACCGAACACACAGGACUCUGUGAGAGAUGCAGCUCUGGUUCUGGAGAGGGAGUCUCGCUGCCAGGUUUCUGGGUUGGUUCAGAAGGUUCUGAUGCUCUUCAGAGCGGCACACAGCUCUCGGCCCGCGGCGCAGUGGUACAUCAGCAGCCUGCAGCGCUGCAGACACCUACAGCACAAGAUCUGGAAGAAAGCGUCUGAACCCAAAGCCGAAUUGGUUCCUGAUGGACUGAAGAAAUUUUCCACCCAUCGUGGGUUCUUCCAAUCAGGGCCCAGCAAAGACAUGGAUAGGGUCACUACGCAAAUCAUAAUAUGUUUCCGUGAGUUGUGUGCACUUUGCUGGAUGCUCCAUGUGAGGGACCAGCUCAGCGUUUCCUGUAGAAAGUACCAGGCUGCAAGGCAACAGGAGAAAGACACUGCGGUCAGUGUGUCAGAUCUGUGUGUUGAGGCUCUGUGCUGGGCGCGCCGCCUCCUGCCGUUCUGCCAUUUCCUGAACGCAGAGGAAGCCCUGCAGGACUUAGUGCUCAGCCUUGUGUCUGAACUGCCGCCCAGUCGUGUGACGGCAGAAACUCUAGCGAAAGUGUUUCCUGACGAGACGGAGUCUGUUCGCGUGCCGCUGCGGGAUAAGUACACGUCGCUGGUGCAGAGACUGAGACCCGUGAUAGUGCCAGACACCUUGACACCAGAUUUGCCACCAGGAAGCAUUAGGGAAGAUGAGGGUGGCGAUACCAUGAUGAUUCUGAUCCAGGAUCAGCUGAGGAAGCGACGCCGGGAGCUUCGGCGUCUGGCAAAGUACCUGGGUGCACCGGAACCGUACCUGUGGGAGAGAGAAGAGGAGGAGGACAGAGGAGGUGCUGCCUCCAUACUGAAGCACCUCUCUCUCGGGACUAGUUUGAGUGACAGCACGCUGACGGACUGUGGGCGCCCCCUAGUGUACAGUGAAGGAGACACGGCCGAGACGCUGUCUGAGCCUCUUUCCCCAGAGCUGCAGACCAAAUCUGCACACAGUUCUAAGACUGCUAAAUUUCAGGAUGCACAUGAGAAAUCAACUCAAGAAAGAAAAGGAGAUAAUAGAUCCUGCACAGUGGAACCCAAAGCACCAGACUCGACUGUACCCACAGUGGGAACCUGGGAGUUUGAGCUGGAGGAUGAGGAGUACACGCUCUUCCUAGAUUUGUUCCUCAGCUACAUGCUAGGAAAAGACAGACUGGACGCUGAGGAGUCCGAGCUGCCUUUACUAAGUGCUUUCUCACAACAGCUCCGUACGAGAGAGCUGCACUCGGUGACCUUUGACAUGCUGACCACUCUCAAACGCCGUCAGAAGGAUCGGAAACGAAGUGUGCAGUUGCCUCUCUUCCAUGCCGGUCACUGCUUCCAAACUCUCCCGGAUGCUCCCAGACCUCCGUCGUCCAUUCAGUUCGACGCUCGUUCUACGUCCCCUUGUGCUCUUCCUGGACUCCAUACUGGGAAACAUCAAGGUCUUUUUGCACUUCGUCGACAGGCUUCCUUAAUGUCCAAAGAUGUAAAAGUAAAUCCGAUUGGCACAGACGUGGAGUCGACAGUCUUUAAGAUCCUCUCUCAGGAUGAUCUAGAUGUUCAGAUGGAGCUGGACUCCUCUCUGGAGGCCAGGUUUCCUCAGCUAGCCCGGCUGCUGGAGUGGAUGAUGCGUUGGGCCGAAAGACGGGUUCUGCUCUCUCAGCCAAUCAGAAAGACCUCAGAGGGCUCUGGUGAUUCGGUGGUCAUCAGGGUCAAAGCUUCGACCCCUGCAGUGCUGAUAGCGCUUGAGCUGCUAAAGUGGAGGUACAGCGCCGCCCUGCUGGGAGAAAACUCUAAUCACUCCCAUUCUAAGAGGGAGGAGCCUGUCGCUCAGCCAAUCAGAGAGAGCAGUGUGGACACGGGUUACCCGGGGUCAGCAGGGACGCCCAUCACACUCCCAGAGCUGGACGUCCAAGAUGCGCGUGAAGCCGAGGAUGUGGUGGAUCCGCUCUCUGAACACGAGGACACAGAGAUGAUGAUCGGAGACAUCACACAGACGUCUGCAGCUACAGACGUGGUUUUGUUUACAGAUGAGAGCAGCGCCGCUGAUGUCACCGAGGCAUCAUUGUCCAAUCAGAGCAGAGCUCCCAGAGAUCAGACAUUAACCCUCGCUGAUCUACAGCGUCCAGUCACAGAUGAACAUUCAUCACAAUCACUAUCGGAGGAAAAACACGUCUCCUGUGCGCCGCUGGACAGACCUGAGCUCGCAGCUUCAGCCGGCGUUCAGCAGACAGACGCACCGUCAUUACCCAUGAUUCCCGGCGCUGAAGCCCCUCAGAGUGACGGCGUCAGACAGCUGCUCCAGGACGAGCUCUUCAGACUAGUGCAGCUUCAGCAAAUCAACUUCAUGAGUCUCAUGCAGGUUGUUGGAGCGUCUUUCUCAAACCUGCCGCUGUCUCAAACCAACCUGCUUCAGUCCAGUGCCACACCUGCACAGCGCCAGUCUCAGCCCGCCUCUUUUACCCAGAAUGCCCAGCACACCAACCUCCCGACACAAGCCAGUGGACUGGAAAGGGUUAAUAACAACCAGGAUUUCCAUCCUGUGAAUGUGAAUUGUGGAUCUGAUCUGAAUCCAGAACAGAGAAACCCAACCCGCAUACCUCAGGAAGUGCCGCAGUUGAGCGUGCGCUCUGAUUGGCCGGAGGAUGGAGGAUCUGGUGGCAGGGGUUUGAUCCCGAGGUCUCGUGGUCUUCUGAGCACCGCUGUGGAUCAGGCGUCUCUGCACGGACUCAGACUCCUGCAGCUUCCUGUGAGAGAGGCCUGGGGUCCGAAUCUCCCCCCCGCUCCGCCUGACCCCCCGUGUGUCCAGAGAGCACCUUCAGCCUCCAUCAGCCUCCAUCAGACGCGCCGCUGUAGCGCUCCUGCUCUUCCUCUGCUGCGCUUUCACCCAGAUCCCCAGCGGCCCGUGACGCUGCCUCGUAUCCCACAAUCCACCGGGGCACACCUGCCCUCAAUUCAGCUGCUGCACAGAGAGCCGGAUCCACCCGCCGCUGUUGAGCGCUUCAGCAGGGCUCCGGUUCGAACAGCUCGUCUCAUCCCGCUGCAGGAGCUGUUGAGACGGACCCCUGCGAUGCAGAUGGGUGCCGCGACCAGACUACAGCUCUUAAAGACCAACCCAGUCCCGGAGAACAAGAGCACAAGCAGCCCGUCCGUCAAGAGACGGAAGAGGAGAGAAGAGAAGAAGAAGGAGGAGAAGAUCACGGUCACUUUCAGAGCGGAGGACUCCAUCAUUCCUCCGGAGGAGCCCAAAACUGUAUUAGCUGCAGAAGAUCAGAACGACGGAUACACCUUUCCUCCAGAUGUAGUUGACCCGUCCAUGUCUCUCUGCUCAGGCUCGUUUGACUCUGAGUUGACGGGACGGCGGUUGUUGGACAAAGCUUGGGUCACCUCGGCUGAGCUGCAUGCCUUCGCCUCCACACAGAAGAGAGCUCCAGAGAUCCAGGACGCCUGCACAAACACUGAAGAACCGUCUCGCCCCUUCACAGAGGAAGCUGUUCCCGUCCAGCUGCCUUCAUCUCCCAGCAUGCCCUCUGCUCCUGGAGGAGGGCUGACAGAUGUGGCUCCUGGCGUUCCUCCAGAUGUUUUCUUGAAUCUUCGCUACUCUAAAGAAAAAUCAUUCGAUCCGGAGAACAGAAGUCCUGUGGAGUCUGACGUAGAUCUUAAUCCAGAGGGACGACGGUUCAUCAACGUGAUCGAUCUCACAGACGACUCUCUGCUUCAGGAUCUGCCCUCAUCUGCUCAGCUCCACCUACUAGCAGCGUCUGUCGUAAACCCCGCCCACAAACCUGUCUCAAGCCCCGCCCCUAACCACGCUGAGCACUUGACUGAGAGUCCGGCUGGAGAGAAUCCAGAUUCCAGAUUUUCAAAUAGUUGCAUCUCAGACAUCAAUGGAGAGAGGAUUUGUUCAGGUCCCUCGGUAGUGUGCGAGUCUCCUGAAGCCGUUCUCGGUGGAGACCCCGUGUCUCUGAGCGUCCUGACCGGUGUUCGGUCGUCUCCUCCGCCCGCUCUGGACCGGAUGCUGAUGUCCAGGAGUCAGAUCUCAGCGCGGCUCUCAGAGAUGGACGCUCAGCUGCUCAGACUCCAGAGCAUCGCCGAUCACAUGGACCGAGAGUUCGCCAGCACUCGACUGCUGGUGAACACUAUCGAGACUCUGAGUCCUUCAGCGAUGGAGAAGAAACCUCAGUCCAGCUCUCUCCGAGUCAUACGUGAAGUGAGGAGUUCCUGUCCUUCACCGCAUCGGUUUGGAGCGACGACUGAGCGAGAGAGAGAAGAUGAGGAGGUCUUGUCUUCUCCUGCAUUGCAUCACGAGCGCUUUCCUCCGACAGUGAAACUGGAGCCGUGCGAGCGAGAUCCUGAUCCUGAUCUGAAGGAGGAGACUCUCGGUGUCAGCGGCCUCAGUGACGUUAAAGACAUUCUGUGUGAGUUAAUCAGGGACGGUGCUUUGUCCCGAUCAGCGCUGGAUCUGUCCCGAUCGGGAACGCUUCAUCGCAGCAGGUCAGAGGUCGAGCCGAGCGGAGCCAUGAUGGAGGAGGAGCGCAGGGAUCUGAGGAUGUGGAUGAGGAGGAAACAGAGAGAACGACUGAUAGAGUACAGAAAACAGAGAGAAGAGAAGAGAGAGAGAGAGCACAGACCCUUCAUCUCUCCAGUUAAACACCAGAAUCUGACGUCUGUGGAUCUGGCAACCAGCAAGAGAACCAAAGCAGAGCGAGACAGGCUGCUGCUUCAGGAGCAUCAUGAGCGGAGAGCGCGUGACGCCUGCGGUCUGAUCUCUGAGCUGCUCACCUCGCCCUUCAGUCUUCCCACAAUCCCACAGCAGAGCCUCAGGAGCACCACUGAGUCCUCAGGGAAAAAGAAGAGGAUUCCCAGGAGUCAGAGCGGACCGCAGGGAUCUCUGGGGAAAACCGUCACGCUUCAGAGGAAACCUGCUGCUACAACACACGGCUCUCUGAGCCGCAGACUCGGCCUGCACAGACCAGCCAGCGCUCUUCCGGCCGAUCGGUUAUCCCAGGUCACUCGCCGCGGGAUGCUGUCUGACCCCAGGACCAGACCAGAGAAGAAGAAGACCACCCAUCAGACAGAACAGAGAGAAGUGAAAGAGAGAGAUCAGACGCAUGAGAGAGACGAGGACGAGGACAUCAGAGCGGGCUGUGAGGAUGAGGAUGAGGAUGAUGAGGAUCUCCUGCGUGGUCUGGAUCUGGACGCUCUUUCUCAAAGCAGCGGCAGCGUCCUGAGCAAACUAGACUGGGCGGCGAUCGAGAGGAUCGUGUCCGAGCAGCAGUGAACGACCAGCUGCUGCUGACUGUGAAUCAGUGUGUGUGUGUGUGUGUGUGUGUGUGUGUGUGUGUGUGUGUGUGUAUCAUAUGUGCCUCGACUGUUUGAGCAGAAUAAACAGGAAUCUUUGGCAGCUGUGUGGUGCUCUUGGAUUCUUACGACUCAUUGAGUCAUUGGCGUUUCUGCUGAACACUAAAGAAGAUGUUUUUUUGAGAGCGAACAGUUGACGGCCAUU